Lepus europaeus (European hare) is the source of this 1644-nucleotide messenger RNA. RefSeq names its product glycine N-acyltransferase-like protein 1. NCBI's taxonomy places the organism in Eukaryota, Metazoa, Chordata, Mammalia, Lagomorpha, Leporidae. Gene Ontology annotation, molecular function: L-glutamine N-acyltransferase activity; glycine N-acyltransferase activity. Gene Ontology annotation, cellular component: mitochondrion. The coding region runs from base 323 to 1315 and encodes 330 amino acids. The transcript has 7 exons. The record is from RefSeq and is a predicted model, not a curated record. Gene Ontology annotation, biological process: L-glutamine metabolic process.
GCUCAGGCUCUUUUUCCAGAAAAUUGAACCUCUCUCUGCUCUCAGUGGCCCUACCCUUACUCAGCAACUCUGAUCUGCGAAACCAGCUGGCAAAGAACUAGGGGAAGGAUUGGUCUUUAGAGGAGCAAUGUUUGAGUCAUCUAGUUUGAGCUUCAUAUGGAAUUGUGGGUACUAAAAAAAGUGCACAGAAGCAUAAAUACCUGUGAAGAAAUUGUAUGUCUGGGUUCAACAUUUGGGUUGAUGUUCCCUUAAGAGAAGUCAUCUAGCCAACAUAACUUUAGCAAAUAGCCUGGGGAAUUGGGGUGACUUUACCUCCAGCCAUAUGAUCCUGGAGACACUACUCAUCCCAUUGCUAUCACUCACGUGGCCCCAGAACCCUCUCUUGGUCUCCGUUUCUCCCUUCCUCAUCACAUCGAGGCUUCCAUCUCUGAGGACAGCAAUGCAACCCUCCCAGCCUCUGCCAGUCCCUCUGUUCCUCCUUCAGGUGUAUGGCUCUAUGUAUCACAUCAACCAUGGGAACCCCUUCAACAUGGAGGUGCUGGUAGAGUCCUGGCCUGAGUACCACACAGUCAUUGUCCGGCCUCAGAAACAGGGUCUGCGUCAUCAGGAAGCUGUAGUCAGAGCACAGGAGAUGACUGAUAACAAGGAUCCAUAUACAAACACAUACUGUAUAUUCUCCAAGGAACCUAAAAAAUUAAUGGGAGUCCUGAAAAAUCCCGAGAUCAUAAACUGGAAACAGAUGUUCCAAAUCCAAGGUUGUCAAGAAAGUUUAGGUGAGGGGAUAACAGCGGUUGCAUUUUCAAAGUCAGUGAAGGUAAACUAUUUGAACUUACUCCUCUAUGUGACAGAUGAUAUCCUAAAGCCCAGUACCUCCAACAGGAGCAAACCAGACAGCCGGUGUGAGACCGAGCAUCCAGAUGACCAAUCUCAGAGCGAGGAUCCCAAUUUUAAAUUUUCCCAACUGCACAUCUCCCAUGCUGGGCUGGUAAAUGAUAACUGGCAUGCAGGCCGGAAUGAGAGGAGCCUGCAUUACAUCCAGCGUUGCAUACAGACCCUGCCUGCAUACAGUCUGCAGGGUCCAGAAGGGGAUCCAGUUACAUGGGUUGUCAUGGAUUCCACCUGUGAAGUGGGGAAGGCUUAUACCCUGGAAAGAUACCGCAGCCAAGGAAAACUGAGACAGCUGAUGGUGUAUUACCUGAAAUAUUUGCGGCAAAAGAAUAUUCCAUUUUACCUCUCUGUGCUGAAAGAGAAUGAAAAAUCCAGCAGAUCUGUGCUGCGGAGUGGUUUCUUUGUGGUCCCAUGUGGUUGGCAUUAGUGGAUGUGCCACCCAGAGAAAUGACUUCUACUUGUUUGAACAGCAGUUCUGUUUAGCCAUCUUGGGAAUCCCCUCUGUUAACGUUGAAGUGCAAGGCACAGAACAGUUUGCUUCAUCACUAAGUGUUUAUUGGACAUCUAUGAUAUGCCAGAAACUCUUCUAAUGUGAUAAGGUAGUGCUGAAAGACACAGCAUGACCUUGGAACACUUAUAUUCUGGGCAAGGUGGGGGUACAAUCUCAAAAUGCAUGAUGUGUUGGGAAGAAUUGAGUACCAGUAAACAUGUAAUUGAGAAGGCGAAUUCUUAAUAAAACUGGUUUGAUAAAAUCUA